GCCUGCGUGGCAUCUCCAGGGCCCUGGGGGAAGGGAGGAGAUCCAGAGAGGUGUCAGUUCCCUAUUGGUCUAAACCACAGAUAACUCAAAUGCACAUCUGCACCUCAACCUCGGCCCAUGCUCUACAAGGUAACUUCAGAGGCCAUGCAGCUGCCCCUGCCACUGCUGCUUCUGUUGGGGUGCAAGGCUAUCCUGGGGAGCCUUGGGGAUAAGGCUUCACUCUCAGCUACAGCUCCAACACUGGAUGAUGAGGAGAAGUACUCAUCUCAUAUGCCGGCUCACCUGCGCUGCGAUGCCUGCCGGGCUGUGGCCUACCAAAUGGGACAACAUCUGGCAAAAGCAGAGGCUAAAUCUCACGCUCCAGACUCCAGUGGAAUGCGGGAGCUAAGGGAGUCGGAAUACACGGAUGCCCUGGACCGGACCUGCUCUCAGAACUGGCAGUCCUAUGGAGUGCACGAAGUGAACCAGAUGAAGCGGCUCAUGGGCCCAGGACUUAACAAGGGGCCAGAGCCAAGCAUCAGUGUGAUGGUUACUGGGGGUCCCUGGCCCAAUAGGCUCUCCAUGUCGUGUUUCCACUACCUGGGAGAAUUCGGAGAAGACCAGAUCUACGAAGCCUACCGCGAAGGCCAUGAGACUCUGGAGGCGCUGCUGUGCGGGGGCGCGCAGGGGUCCUGUUCGCAGGAGAGCCAGGGCCCGAGAGAAGAGCUUUAGUCCAAGCUGCCAUACCUCUGGAUCUUCACUACCUUUUUAUUUUUGGAGACCGACUCUCAUCACGUAGCCCAGGCUGGCCUUGAAUUUGUCCUGUUGCCUCAGUCUCGAAAGUGCUGCAAUUACGCAAGCGCCUUUGUGUUUGACCCUCCCAUUCCUUUCCGCC
Acomys russatus (golden spiny mouse) is the source of this 874-nucleotide messenger RNA. It is a transcript of the gene Mzb1, whose product is annotated as marginal zone B and B1 cell specific protein. Gene Ontology annotation, biological process: regulation of B cell proliferation. The record is from RefSeq and is a predicted model, not a curated record. NCBI's taxonomy places the organism in Eukaryota, Metazoa, Chordata, Mammalia, Rodentia, Muridae. Gene Ontology annotation, cellular component: extracellular region; endoplasmic reticulum chaperone complex. The coding region runs from base 118 to 711 and encodes 197 amino acids. The transcript is spliced from 4 exons.